Molecule: messenger RNA, 3191 nt
Organism: Dryobates pubescens (Downy woodpecker)
Lineage: Eukaryota; Metazoa; Chordata; Aves; Piciformes; Picidae
Gene: SREK1
Product: splicing regulatory glutamic acid and lysine rich protein 1
Exons: 13
Coding region: 1144-2802 (552 amino acids)
Cellular component (GO): nucleoplasm
Molecular function (GO): RNA binding
Source: RefSeq, a predicted model, not a curated record
CCAAAGUAUGUUAUAUUAAGUUCCGUGAAGCAUCGAGUGUUGGUGUGGCCCAGCAUCUAACUAACACGGUUUUUAUUGACAGAGCUUUGAUAGUUGUGCCCUGUGCAGAAGAUGACUAGACUGGCCAAGGCAGACCUGUUACACUUGCCUGAGUUAGGCAUUGUUUGCCAUGCCACUAAACCUGCCGCCAAGUGAAACCUUCAUGGGGGAAAUGAGAUCGAAGUCUGGCCUGCUGAAGAUGGACGCCCUGUCUCUGUUUUUAUUUUAUUUUGCUUUCUUUCCUUUGUUUCUUUUUAUUUUAUUUUGUCCCUUUUUUUGUUUUGUUCUGUUAAAUCUCUUUCCCUUGUACUUGUGAACUGGUACUUCAGUUCUGUAAAAAUGGUGUUUUGUAAAGGGUUCACAGUGUUUCAUUUUGAAGUUAACCUGAAGCUGCUUAUGAAUGGUGGAUGGUAUAUACAGAAUUUAUAAUAUGAUUAAUUUGCAGAGAAAUUUGAUUUGGAAUGCAUUUAAUCUAAAUUCAGCAUAUAAGUACAUUAUGACAGAAGGUAGGCAGUGAAAAAUAUACCAGUUUUAAGGUAAAUUCUUAUGCUGUAUGAGUUUAUUUUGGAAAAGGACAAUCAAACCUCUUCUGGGGAAAUUAAUUUUGGGCAGUAAGGUCACAAUCUUUCAUAAUCUUUCUCUGCUAUUUUCCCUCUUUAGCAGAGUAGUUUUAUUUUAGGUUGCAUGGUCUGGUUAAAAGAAGUCUUACUAUUUAUAUCUAAUAUGAGGAGUUUAAAAUAAUAAUGAACUAGAAAUUUCAUGAAUAUUGGAUAUCAUGACAUGUUUGAUAGUUUCUGGUGAAACCUUGCUCCAGUGAGGUCCAUGGCAGUAAGAUUUCAUCCUAUUGUUGUAAUUUACAGAAAAAACUGUUUACCACUCAUAAGUACAAAUGCAGCCUGAAGUUUUGGUUGGAAUGUGUUAUGUGAGUGAUGCAGCCAACACGAACGGUUGUCAUGUGUAAAACAACUUUCGAUCACCGCGAAAACAUCGCCCUGGGAAAGCGUCCAUGCUUGAUAUCGUUUGGUUCAUGAACAUUAAGUUUCCAGUACAGGUAAAAUUCCAGAUGAAGCCAAAGCCCUUUCUCUAUUGGCUCCUGCUCCUACUAUGACAAGCCUGAUGCCUGGUGCAGGGUUACUUCCUAUACCUACGCCAACCCCUUUGACUACACUUGGUGUUUCCCUUGGCACUUUGGGGGCUAUACCAGCAGCAGCACUGGACCCUAACAUUACAGCACUGGGAGAAAUACCACAGCCACCAAUUAUGGGGAAUGUGGAUCCAUCCAAAAUUGAUGAAAUCAGGAGAACAGUCUAUGUGGGAAACCUGAAUUCCCAGACUACAACAGCAGAUCAGCUGCUUGAAUUCUUUAAGCAAGUUGGAGAAGUCAAAUUUGUGCGGAUGGCAGGUGAUGAGACGCAACCAACACGAUUUGCUUUUGUGGAAUUUGCAGACCAAAAUUCUGUACCUCGAGCUCUUGCCUUUAAUGGAGUUAUGUUUGGAGACAGGCCACUGAAAAUAAAUCACUCCAAUAAUGCAAUAGUGAAGCCUCCAGAAAUGACACCGCAAGCUGCUGCCAAGGAACUGGAAGAAGUGAUGAAGAGAGUAAGGGAAGCUCAGUCCUUCAUAUCUGCUGCUAUUGAGCCAGAGUCUGGAAAGAGCAGUGAAAGAAAAGGCGGUCGAUCUCGUUCCCAUUCUCGUUCAGAAUCCAGGUCUAGCUCAAAAUCCCGAUCUAGAAGGAAAAGAUCACACUCAAAACACAGAAGUAGAUCUGGCAACAGAUCACUCUCAAGACACAAGGACAGACGCAGAUCCAGAAGUCCUCUGAAAAAACGGUCUAGGUCUAGGGAAAGGCGAAAAUCAAGAAGUCGCUCUCGUUCUCGGGACAAGAAAAGAGACAAAGAAAAAGUCAAAGAAAGAGAAAAAAAUAAAGAAAAGGAGAGAGACCGAGACAAGGACAAGGAGAGAGACAGAGACAAGGACAGGGAAAGAGAGCGGGAUAAAGACAGAAACAGGGAGAAGGACAAGGAGAAGGACAGGGAGAGGGAUAAAGAGCGAAACAAAGAGCGAGAGAGAGUCAAAGAUAGGGAUAGAGAAAGGGACAAAGAUAGGGACAGGGACAAGGAUAAGGAAAAAGACAGGGAAGAGUUAGACCAGAACAAGGAAAAAGAAGAUAAGGAUGGAGAAAAGGACAGAGAGAAGGUUAAGGAGAGGGAGGGAGAUAAGGACAAAGGAGGGGACAAAGAGAAGGAUAGAGACAAAGAAAAGGAGAGAGAUGGCGAUAAGGAUCGAGAAAGAGAAAAAGAGAGAGAUGAUAAAAAGAAGAAAGAUAAGAGGUCCAGAACACCCCCGAGAAGCUAUAGCUCUUCAAGAAGAUCUCGUAGCUCCAGCAGAGAAAGGCGUAAAAGAAAGAGUAGAAGUCCCUCCAAGUCUCCUAAAACUUCCAAAACAACAAAGAGAAAGUCUUCACGAACUCCUUCUCCAAGAAGAAACAAGAAAGAAAAAAAAAGAGAAAGAGAUACAAACAAUGAAAGAGAGAGAGAACGCUCCACUUCCAAGAAAAAAAGUAGUAAAGAAAAAGAGGGGAGGGAGAAAUCUGACAGAAGUACCACAACUUUGAAGGACAAAGAUCAUGCUAAAGAGAAUUCAGACACUGACAAGGAAGUAGAAAACAAAGAUGCACAAAGGACAGAUGAAGUCAAACUGCAACAGAAUGGAAACUGUCAACUAAAUGAAGAAAACCUCUCAGUUAAAAUGGAAGAGAUUUAAAGCAAAGAAUGGACCUCUGGUUCAAUUAAGGACUGAAAUCCAAAGCUUUUUAUUUCCUAGAAAGAAGAAAAUGUCAAAGCAAUCAAUCUGAACAUGGUGAUAGUAUUAGUAGCUCUUCCAGUUCUUGUGAUAGCUUUGUUGUCUUGCUGUGAAGCAAGAGAACAUAGACCAGUAAUUAUACCAUGAAAAGGCAGAUGCCAUCAGACCUAUUCAUCUCUGAAAACCCAUGCAUUUCUGUGGUGGCUGUACUUAUUUGUAAAAUUAUUUAUGUUAGGUUUUACUUUAAGCUGUUACAAAUAAGUAGAGAUGGAAAAAUGUAAACCUGUACUGCCCAAAAAAAGCUGAAGAUACACCUUGAAGGUUUUUUAAGAAAUACUGCUAGUUCAUGA